AACGGUAGGCAAGAUGAUUUAUAAACAAAAAUGAGCUUACAAAAUGCCAAUUAUUCUAUUUAAAUUUUGAGAUAAAAGUUUAAUGAAACAGUUAAUAUUUGUAUCGAGUGGUAGUGUAAAUAUUGUAACACGAAGAAACCUCUGUGACCAUGGCUUCAAUAAAUGUUCGCGAUCAAAAGAUCGAACAGCAACGUCAAUUGAUGGAGCAAAAAAUGAAGCAGAAAAGGCAGAAUUCAGGAAUGGUCCAAGCCAACGAUCUGCGGGUCGGUUCAGCUAAACGUCCGAUAUCUGGUAGUCGCUCCAGAGAACUCCAUGGCUAUGAUGGUCCGAUGCAAUUUCUUAUGUCGCCAGUCAACCCAGACCAAGUUAUUCCGCUUCAAACAAAUAGAAUGUCAACGUAUGACGAACUAGGCAACCAAAUAGAGGUGCUGACGGUAGGCGACGGCUCCGGCAGCGGAGAGGAGGAAGAGGAGAGCGUGCCCGUUUGCAGCGUGGGCCGCGACGCCAGCGCCGAUGACGUAUGUGCCGACGCGGCCGUCGCUCCCCUUCAGCCGAGGGGCGCUGUGCGCAGGGACCUGUCUCCGAGCCAGACAGCAGAGAUCGAGGGUUCCGUAGAAGGAGCAGUGGAGAUGUUCGUAGUGACCCCUGCUAAGCACGGCACCCUGUAUAAGUGCCGGAUAGCACGCGACCGCAAGGGAAUGGAUAGGGGGCUGUAUCCUACCUACUUUCUGCACCUGGAGAAGGAUUAUGGGAAGAAGGUUUUCUUAUUGGCUGCUCGCAAGCGCAAGAAGUCAGCCACCUCCAACUACCUGAUCUCAACUGACCCUACGGAACUGACGCGUACUGCUGACAGUUUCGCUGGGAAACUCCGCUCCAAUCUCCUGGGGACUGCCUUCACGGUGUAUGAUAAUGGAAAAGCCUGGAGAAAGCACGACCACGCGCGGACCAGACACGAGCUAGCAGCUGUCGUUUAUGACACCAACGUCUUAGGCUUCAAAGGACCUCGCAAAAUGACAGUGAUUUUACCGGGCAUGACACCAGACCGGCAACGCGUCACCAUCGCACCCCAAGACGACAGCGAAACGCUCCUUGAAAGAUUGAAAGCCCAAAACCUGGACGACAUAGUAGUACUACACAACAAAACGCCGGUAUGGAACGACGAAACCCAGUCGUACGUGCUAAACUUCCACGGUAGAGUGACUCAAGCCAGUGUGAAAAAUUUCCAAAUAGUGCACGAUUCGGAACCCGACUAUGUGGUGAUGCAGUUUGGAAGGAUAUCGGAAGAUGUCUUCACGAUGGACUUCAGGUAUCCGCUGUGUGCAUUGCAAGCGUUUGGCAUCGCUCUCAGCUCGUUUGACAGCAAACUUGCUUGCGAGUAAGGUGUUUUGAUACAGUUAACUGGCUUGAAAUGUUUGAGAGAUUCGUUUUAUUCAGAUUUAUUUCAGCAAAUCUCAACGUCACAAAUGAUCUUAUUUAAACAAGUAAGUUCCUAAUUUAAAUUACUAACAGACAAUUUCAAGACAGUUAACUGUAUUUUCUCUGACGAAUUUAUGUAUAGUUUAGUUAUGCGUACGUCAUGGGUAGAAAUUAUAGAUAUCUACUGUACAAUCCCAGUUUUUGCUAGAAAAAGUGGCAUCUAAUUUAUGUAUUAGGUUUUAUCGUUCAAAUAAAUAAUCCACAGAGAAGAGAGCUGAUCAGAAAUACUUCUAAUUUCUGCCCAUGAUAUUAUCAAAUAUAUAGAUAGCAAUGUGUUAAUAAACAAAUGCGCACAUUUUAGUUUGGUGCUUGUCGUGACGUAGGUUGUGUUAGCGUUUUGACUUUCAUCGAUCGUAUUCAUAAGUCUCAUUUUGAUUCUCAUUACGAGGUUUGUACAAAUGUACAGCCUAAAUGGACCGUUUUAUGAAGAUGAUUGUAGGAAAUAAUCCAUGUAAUAACAUAAACUGCUGGAGUAAUAUAAUUUAUAUUUUUGAAAUAAUGUCCCAGUGUCUGAAGAC
Molecule: messenger RNA, 1994 nt
Organism: Ostrinia nubilalis (European corn borer)
Lineage: Eukaryota; Metazoa; Arthropoda; Insecta; Lepidoptera; Crambidae
Gene: ktub
Product: protein king tubby
Exons: 7
Coding region: 150-1379 (409 amino acids)
Biological process (GO): protein localization to cilium
Cellular component (GO): cilium
Source: RefSeq, a predicted model, not a curated record